Molecule: messenger RNA, 1360 nt
Organism: Pelecanus crispus (Dalmatian pelican)
Lineage: Eukaryota; Metazoa; Chordata; Aves; Pelecaniformes; Pelecanidae
Source: RefSeq, a predicted model, not a curated record
AUGAAGCUGGGGCUGGCCAUCCUGUUGCACCUCACGCUGCUAAGGCUCCAGCAUGCACAGGAUGACUGUGAUGCUGGGUCCUGCCACCCGGCCGUUGGGGACCUCCUCCUGGGUCGCAGCAAGCAAUUAACGGCCUCGUCAACCUGUGGAAUGAACAACCCUCAGAAGUACUGCAUUAUAGGCUACCUAGAGGCUGAACAGAAGUGCUUCCUCUGUGAUUCCAGAUACCCAUAUAAUCCCUAUACACAGCACAACAGUCACAUGGUUGAAAAUGUUAUCACAACUUUUGAGCCCGAUAGGAAAAAAAAGUGGUGGCAGUCAGAAAAUGGCGUUGACCAUGUCAGCAUUAGAUUGGACCUAGAAACUUUAUUCCAGUUCAGCCAUCUUAUCCUGACUUUUAAGACAUUUCGGCCUGCAGCAAUGCUGGUUGAGCGCUCCACCGACUUUGGUCAGACCUGGAAAGCAUUUAGAUAUUUUGCACAGGACUGUGCAGCUUCUUUUCCCAACAUCUCUUCUGGUCCAGCAAAAAGUGUGGGAGACAUCAUUUGUGAUUCAAGAUAUUCAGACAUCGAACCCUCCACUGAAGGCGAGGUUGUUUUAAAAGCUUUGGAUCCCAGCUUUGAAAUAGAAAAUCCGUAUGUGCCAUAUAUCCAAGAGCUCAUUACGCUGACAAACCUGAGGAUCAAUUUUACUAAACUCCACACCCUUGGGGAUGCUCUGCUUGGAAGAAGGCACAGUGAUCCCCUCGAGAAGUACUACUACGCUGUCUAUGAGAUGGUUGUGCGGGGCAGCUGCUUUUGCAAUGGCCACGCCAGCCAGUGUGAUCCUGUCCAGAAUCUGCGGGGAGAUGUUUUCCAUCAGUCUGGAAUGGUCCACGGGAGAUGUAUCUGCCACCAUAACACUGAAGGUUUGUCCUGUGAGAGAUGUAAAGAUUUCUACAAUGAUGCUCCCUGGAGGCCAGCUGAAGGGGCACAAGAUAAUGCUUGCAAACAGUGUAACUGCAAUGGCCACUCUGGCAGAUGCCACUUUGACAUGGCCAUGUACCAGGCCAGUGGUGGGGUCAGCGGUGGAGUUUGUGAGGACUGUCAGGACAACACCACGGGGCAACACUGUGACCAGUGUAAACGUUUCUUUUACCGGGAUCCACUCAAAGUCAUCUCGGACCCUCAUGCAUGCCUCCCCUGCAACUGUGACCCAGAAGGUACGUUGCACGAUGGCAUGUGUGAGAGCCGCACAGAUCCUGCUCUGGGAAUGGUUGCAGGCCAGUGCCCUUGCAAGGAGAACGUGGAGGGUGUCCGCUGUGACAAGUGCAGGGCGAACUACUACGGGUUGAGCGGCAGUGACCCUCUGGGCUGCCAGC